Messenger RNA from Bathycoccus prasinos, 780 nucleotides. Lineage: Eukaryota; Viridiplantae; Chlorophyta; Mamiellophyceae; Mamiellales; Bathycoccaceae. The record is from the annotation of a RefSeq genome assembly.
AUGCGUUUUCUCGUUACUUUUUUUCUUUGUCUAGCUCCACGCGUUGCAUUUCUGGAUGCACCGGAAGUUUGGCAGUUUGGUUUUCAAGACCCUGCAACACCAAUUGCUCAAGGAAUCCAAGAUUUUCACAAUGAUGUAUGUUUUUUUAUGGUUGUCAUUUUAACUUUCGUUUUGUGGAUGCUUGGCCGCACUAUUUGGCAUUUUGACGCAAUCAAAAACCCAGUGCCGUCAAAAAUUAUUCAUGGAACCGUAUUAGAACUUGCUUGGACUGUGACGCCCAGUUUUAUUUUAAUGAUUAUCGCCGUCCCUUCUUUUGCUCUUCUUUAUUCCAUGGACGAAAUUACUGACCCCGCAGUCACUUUAAAAGUAAUUGGGCAUCAAUGGUAUUGGACUUAUGAGUACUCAGAUUAUAGUACUGCCGAUGAUCAAUCUAUUAUCUUUGAUAGUUACAUGGUGGCGGAAGAUGACCUUGAACUUGGUCAACUUCGUUUAUUAGAGGUUGACAACAGAGUUGUUUUACCUGUCAAAACACACGUACGGGUUCUUAUUACAGCUGCAGAUGUUCUUCACAGCUGGGCAAUUCCUUCCCUUGGGGUCAAAUGUGACGCAGUGCCCGGACGCCUCAACCAAACAUCUAUUUUUCUAAACCGAGAAGGUGUUUUUUAUGGGCAGUGUAGUGAGCUUUGCGGGGCUAAUCACGGUUUUAUGCCUAUCGUAGUCGAGGGGGUAGAUCUUGAAGAUUAUAUUUCGUGGAUUUCAAAUAAAAUUGAAGAAAUUUAA